Molecule: messenger RNA, 6183 nt
Organism: Octodon degus (degu)
Lineage: Eukaryota; Metazoa; Chordata; Mammalia; Rodentia; Octodontidae
Gene: Itgav
Product: integrin subunit alpha V
Exons: 28
Coding region: 1-2919 (972 amino acids)
Biological process (GO): cell-cell adhesion; integrin-mediated signaling pathway; angiogenesis
Cellular component (GO): external side of plasma membrane; integrin complex
Molecular function (GO): integrin binding
Source: RefSeq, a predicted model, not a curated record
AUGGCCCCGCCGCGCGCCCGCGCGCUCCUCCGGCUGCUGCCGCCGCUGCUGCUGCUGCUGCGCGCUGCGCCACCCGGCGGCGCCUUCAACCUGGACGCCGAGAGCCCCACCGAGUACGCCGGCCCCGAAGGCAGCUACUUCGGCUUCGCCGUGGACUUCUUCGCGCCCAGCGCGUCCUCCAGGAUGUUUGUUCUAGUGGGUGCCCCCAAAGCCAACACCACCCAGCCAGGCAUCGUGGAAGGAGGGCAGGUCCUCAAAUGUGAUUGGUUCUCCGGCCGCCGCUGCCAGCCAAUCGAGUUCGACUCAACAGGCAACAGAAACUACGCCAAGGACGACCCUCUGGAGUUCAAGUCCCACCAGUGGUUUGGAGCCUCUGUGAGGUCAAAACAGGACAAAAUUCUGGCCUGUGCCCCCUUGUACCACUGGAGGACGGAGCAGAAGCAGGAGCGGGAGCCCGUUGGAACCUGCUUUCUUCAGUCUGGAACGAAGACCGUGGAGUAUGCUCCGUGCAGGUCAAAAAAUAUUGAUGCCGAUGGACAGGGAUUUUGUCAAGGCGGAUUCAGCAUUGAUUUUACUAAAGCCGACAGAGUACUUCUCGGUGGUCCUGGUAGCUUUUACUGGCAAGGUCAGCUCAUUUCAGAUCAAGUGGCGGAAAUCAUCUCUAAAUACGACCCCAACGUCUACAGCAUCAAGUACAAUAACCAGCUGGCCACUCGGACAGCACAAGCCGUUUUUGACGACAGCUAUUUGGGUUACUCGGUGGCUGUUGGAGAUUUCAAUGGUGAUGGUGUUGACGACUUUGUUUCCGGAGUUCCUAGAGCGGCGAGGACGCUGGGAAUGGUCUACAUUUAUGAUGGGAAAAAUAUGUCCUCCUUACACAAUUUCACCGGUGAGCAGAUGGCUGCGUAUUUCGGAUUUUCUGUAGCUGCCACUGACAUUAAUGGAGAUGACCUCGCAGAUGUGUUCAUCGGAGCCCCGCUCUUCAUGGACCGGGGCUCGGACGGCAAGCUGCAGGAGGUGGGGCAGGUGUCGCUGUCGCUGCAGAUGGCGUCUGGGGGCUUUCAGACCACCAAGCUCACCGGCUUCGAGGUCUUUGCGCGCUUCGGCAGCGCCCUGGCGCCCUUGGGAGACCUGGACCAGGACGGCUUCAACGAUGUCGCGAUUGCAGCCCCCUAUGGGGGCGAGGACAUGCAGGGCCUGGUGUACAUCUUCAAUGGCAGGGCCUCGGGCCUGAGCCCAGCGCCCUCGCAGGCCCUGGCAGGGCAGUGGGCCGCGCAGAGGAUGCCGCCCAGCUUCGGCUACGCGCUGAAGGGUGCCACAGACAUCGACCUCAACGGGUACCCAGACUUAAUCGUGGGAGCUUUUGGCGUCGAUCGAGCUGUCCUAUACAGGGCCAGACCAGUUAUCACCGUAAACGCUGGCCUGGAAGUGUCCCCUAGCAUUUUAAAUCAGGACAAUAAAACCUGCCCAUUGCCUGGAACGGGUCUCAAGGAUGAAUCUGAGUUUAGAGACAAGCUCACCCCAAUUACUGUUUUCAUGGAGUAUCGGCUGGAUUACCGGACGGCAGCGGAUGCCACAGGGCUGCAGCCCAUCCUCAACCAGUUCACGCCUGCCAACGUCAGCCGCCAGGCUCAUAUUCUGCUUGACUGUGGUGAAGACAAUAUCUGUAAACCCAAGCUGGAGGUGUCUGUAGAUAGUGAUCAAAGGAAGAUCUACAUUGGGGACGACAACCCUCUGACCCUGAUCGUGAAGGCUCAGAACCAAGGAGAGGGCGCCUAUGAGGCCGAGCUCAUCGUGUCGAUGCCCCCGCAGGCCGAUUUCAUCGGUGUGGUCCGCAACAGCGAGGCUUUAGCAAGACUCUCCUGUGCAUUUAAGAUGGAAAACCAAACCCGGCAGGUGGUGUGUGACCUAGGAAACCCCAUGAAGGCUGGCACGCAACUCUUAGCUGGUCUUCGUUUCAGCGUACACCAGCAAUCAGAAAUGGACACUUCUGUGAAAUUCGAUUUACAGAUCCAAAGCUCUAACCUUUUUGACAGAGUGAGCCCCGUUGUGUCCUACAGAGUUGACCUUGCUGUGCUCACCGCUGUGGAGAUACGAGGAGUCUCGAGUCCCGAUCACAUCUUCCUUCCCAUUCCAAAUUGGGAGCACAAGGAGAAGCCUGAGACCGAAGAAGACAUCGGGCCUGUCGUGCAGCACAUCUAUGAGCUGAGAAACAAUGGCCCGAGUUCGUUCAGCAAGGCCAUGCUGAGUCUGCAGUGGCCCUACAAGUAUAACAACAACACCUUGCUGUACAUCCUUCACUAUGACAUCGAUGGGCCGAUGAACUGCACUUCGGACAUGGAGAUCAACCCUUUGAGAAUCAAGAUCUCAUCUUUGCAAGCCACGAGGAAGAAUGACACAUUUGUUGUUCAAGGCGACGGGAAUCAUUUCAUCACCAAGCGGGAUGUCGCCCUUCGAGAGGGAGACGUUCACACUUUGGGCUGCGGGGUCGCUCAGUGCUUGAGGAUCGUCUGCCAGGUUGGGCGGCUGGACAGAGGGAAGAGUGCCAUCCUCUACGUGAAGUCCCUGCUGUGGACCGAGACCUUCAUGAAUAAGGAAAACCAGAAUCACUCCUAUUCUCUGAAGUCAUCUGCUUCAUUCAGUGUCAUAGAGUUUCCUUAUAAGAACCUUCCCAUUGAGGACAUCUCUAAUUCCACCUUGGUUACCACUAAUGUCACCUGGGGCCUGCAGCCCACGUCCAUGCCUGUGCCUGUGUGGGUGAUCAUUUUAGCAGUUCUAGCAGGGCUUUUGCUACUGGCUGUGUUGGUGUUCGUGAUGUAUAGGAUGGGCUUUUUCAAACGUGUCCGGCCACCCCAAGAAGAACAAGAAAGGGAACAACUUCAGCCUCAAGAGAAUGGUGAAGGAAACUCAGAAACUUAAUCACGGCGUUCAAAUUAUGCCACAUCGCGAUUCAUUAGGUUUAACAACUUGGUUCUACAUUUUCAACUCCUUCACGAGGAGGAAAAUUCUCAGACUGGAUGGCGAGUGGUACCCUGUGGUCUCGGUUUAACCACACAACUGAAAGCAAUAUCUUUCAACCUUCUUUUUAUAAAUAAGUUCCGACAUACAUUUAAUAUGCAUACACUGACUUCUAUUUUUAGGUAUUUAAAUGAUGACAUUUUAAGCGAUGGUUCUCAUUCAGUGUACAUAAGACAGGUAGUGUCUGAGUUACUACUUUCUAUAAAACAGUGCUUCCUGCAGUAACUGCCUCUGAGCUAGCAUUUGUCCUUGCAGUUUGAAAACUACCCACACUGGCCCCGAGCGCCUUUAUUUUUUUGUACGGGUACUUGGCGCUAAUGUAUAGUACACUACAGUUGACUUUCCGAGCUACUUUUUAAUUGCAUGAAUUUGGAUUUUAAUAUCACUUAGAGGUAGAAGUUUUUCAAAACAGUGAGCUCACAUCAAAAUUGUGUCCAGCAGGGUGGGUCUAUGUUUCAGGGCCCUGAGCAGUCACUUGGCAUGUACCAGGCCCUGAGCCCCACCUCCAGUACUGGAAAAAAUGAUUUCUUUCCUGUAAUAGUUAUGGUACGGUAUUUGAGUAUGAAAAUUGGGUACAUGGUGUUAGCUUUUUAUUUAUGUUUAACCUGCAGUCUAUUUUAUUACAUUUAACUUGGAUAAUUUAAAGUCUACACCAUCGUUUAAACCACCUUAUAUUAAAAAUUAAUUCUAUAAUCAAAAAUGCCUUUUUUUGUGUAAUAGUUUAGUUUCAAAUAGGAUGCUUAAGCCGUACAAGUUGGACAUUGUUUCCAAACUACAUCUCUUCCAUUGUUUCUUCUGGUUAUUAACAAUUCAAAAAGGAAGCAUUUUAAUUAAAAGUCUAUGCUUGUGGCUCUUUGAUAUAAUUGGUUGUUAGUAGUAUGUUCUUAGAUUAGAGCAGAGUUUUCAGUUGGUAUUAAUUUAUUUUGUCCUCCUAUAUCUAUAAUUUUGCUUACAAUUUGGAAACUCUCACUGAGAACAGGUCGAGCUCCCUUUUGUAACUUUGGUCUCCUCUCUCCCCUCAUAAAAGCUUCAAGGAAUCAACCGGUCAGGAAGCUCCCUGCUCGCCUUCUGGCCAUAGCCUGACGCGACCCAGGUCCUCAGUACCUCAGCUGAAGCAAAGUGACGAGACACAAAAGCAGUGUCGGCUCUCAGAAGAGCUGCUAAGAGGUGGUCACAGGCAGCUGGACUUACAGAAAACCUUUUGAAGUGUUGUGAGGUUUUUAACAUAAAUGGGUGGCGAGUUAUAGUUUUAUAUGCAUGGAAUAUGGGAUUUAUUUGCAGUUCUCAUGGUCUAGGAAUGACUGCCAGUUAUACCUAUUUUGUGCAAUUACAUCAUAUUAUGUACAAGAAAUUGAGUUUAAUAGCUUUUGAACUGCCAUCCUUACUAGGCAAUGAUAAAUUUUUCACUUCAAUAAUUGACUUUUUCUAUGUUUUAAAAAUAAUUGAAAUGUAUCUUGUGCUCUAGUUCCAUGCGCAACUGGCUGAGCUGAACUGGAGAAUGUAUUCACAAAAUAGGAGCACCUUUAGGCAAAUUGCAUAAAUGAGAACAUAGAAAGACCCUAUAUUUAACUUUAGUGAAUUUUAAAAUUAAUGGGUUUCAGAGGGUAGAAUUUAUUAGUAGCUUGAGAGAUCUUAAUCAUAUCCAAUAUGUAUUUUUAUCAUCAAUAGAUUUAAAUUCUUUUAAGAAAAAAGUAUUUUUAUCCUAGGGUCAGACAGCCACCAGAUAGUCACUCAGUUGGUCUAUAGCAAAUUUUACCUUAUUAUUUUUCCUUUUUAAUAGCUUUAUUUCUGCAAAUACCCAUCAGAUAGAAAAUUACACUUUGACAAAAGUGUCAGUAUUUUGUUUUCCACUGUGUGUUACUUUUAUGGCUAUAUAUCAAGGAAUAAUUAUUGGGAUUUAAGUAUAUUAUAAUUGGCAGUUAACACAAUGUCUUCAGUUGCCUUUAUAAAUUAUAGUUUUAAGUAAUGAUAGAGAUUUUUUUCCUUCUAAAAAUAGAAAAUAUUUCUCUCAUAAAUAUGGAAUAACUUGAAGAUUUACUUUCUGAGGAAAAUGCUGUGCUUCUUAUUACCUUACAGUAACAUAGAGGUAGACUUGACUAAGUAUCAGAAGGCAGUUUUAGGAAAUCUAUUUUAAUCACUGAACAUUUUAAAUGGUACUGUACUUGUGAUCUGUUGAGAUUAAAAUUUGUAGUAUGAAAUUCUCAUAAUGAUUUAGUUUUUUAAAAUGAGUGAACUAGAGACUAUUAAAGCAUUUGAGAUAAGUGAGAAGUACUGAUAUUCACACUGAUUUCUUAUAGAAGUAUUUAUUUCAGAAUUGAUAUUUUAAGAAACAUUUGUGUGAGGGUCAUUUUGCUUCUCUUUACUUUUCUCUUACGAUUAAUUUCCAUCUUCCUUCUUGUUAAAAGUCCUUAAUAACUCUGAGAGGCAAAGCAAUUAGUUAAAACAGCAUUGCCGUAGAUCCACCUUUGUUAAUUCUCAGGAAUGUAAUCCUCUAGAUUUCUAUAAGGAGAAAUUGCAUGUGUUAGUAGAAGAGACUGUACUGGCUUCUUUACAAGAGGGUGAAAGAUUUUUGGUGGAGAAUCGUGGCCCCGAGGGAGAGCUGUGUGGCAUGUGUUUAGCACGUGACGGGUUGGCUGGCUGGUGUAAGCAGGCAGCAUGUGUAAGUUCGUACAUGUUGCCGUGUUGCAGACCUGGUGAGGAGCCAGUUGGAGAAGGAUAAGUUGUUCGUGGGGUACCUGUCAGUGUCACCUCGGUUGUACUUCUGAAUAGUUUAUAGAGUAAUCUGAUAAAUACUUAAAAGGAAAAAUCUGAACUUUGAGUGUGGAAUCCAAAUGGGUAAAUAAUAAUUACUAAAUACGUAGUACUUUGAAAAAUGCCCCUUUUACCUUGUUGCUUGGCUAGUUUGUAAAAAGAACUUAUGAAUGGACAGCAUAUAUAUAUACACUUACAUUUCUUUGUAAUUUCUGUUGCGUAGUUUUCCUGAAAGAGGUACUGAACUUUGGGUCUUCGUUGUCUUUGUUCUCAUGUACGGUAUAACAAUGUCGCCAAUCCUAGGCAAUGUCAAAGUCGUCAUUCAUUUAAUAAGCCUGAUCUAAACUAAAAUUUAUUAAUAUUUUUGAUAGCAGGAAAGAGUGAUUCUGCUGUGGAUGUACAAGUAAAAUUAUU